UCGAUAAAGCACGACUUCGCGGAGAAAACGAGAUUUUUGCGCGCACCAGCAAAUGCAACAAAAAUAAUUGAAAUAAAAAAGUAAUAAAAGUGCACAAAAGCAACUAUUGUUGGAAAAGUAGUUAAGAAAGAAAUUAUGUAAGUGCAAAGCACUGAAAAUUGUGGCGUUUAAGGCAAACGCAUGGCAAUAAAGAAAUGCAAAUGCGAAAAAAUAUUUUUUUUUUGUAUGAAAGUGAAUUGGCAAAAGUGUGUGUCUGUGUGUGCAAUUAGCAACAUGAGCAGCUGGUUAUUGCUGUUGUUUUUGCUGCUUGCCCAUUGCAACUAAUCAACGCCGUUAGCGUUGCCGCCGACUCAACCGCCGCGUAAUGCAAACAACUGUUUCCGUUUAACCUUAAUUCGCAGCGUCCAACACCAACUGAGUGUCAGAAUCCUUCCCAAUAAUGAAUGAAUAAGUGAAAAACUACUUACAAUAAAAAGUUACAACAUAACCUUUAACGGUAUUAACUUAAAAAUAAAAAGUGAACUUGUGAAACACCAAAAUUAUUUUUUCAAUAAAAAUCAAAUUACAAAAACAACAUUUAAAAAAAGUAAACCAUAUAUUUAUAUAACAAAAAUGGGCGACUACGCGCCUUUUGUGUGCUGAAACUUUCUUGAAAUAAUUAUUAAACUUGUUGUGGCACCCAUUAAAAACACAAAUAUACACCCUGUAAAUCGCACACUUAACCCCGCGUUGGCAAAAUGGAGUAUCUGCUGCUCAACGCCUUCGAACAAAACUACUACAACCAGAUCAAGCAAUUUGAGCGCGUCGCCAAUGCCGCCGCGGCAGCGACAGCGGCCGCGCAGAACACGCUAGCGGUGCGCAACCACACAGCCCUUAUGUCCACUAACAACAACAACACUGCAAGCGCCUCAUCCGCAACCUCUUCCAACUCACCAUCGACCUCCUCCUCCGCGGCCUCAUCUCUAUCCUCUUCACCAGCAUCAGCUGUGGGCAGCAACGGCGCGGCAGCGCUGCCUACCGGCAGCCCAACGGCGAGCAUGCAUAGCAACCACUACACAGCACAGACGAGCCUAGCGCAUGGUAAAGAUACAGCAACGGCAACAACAAAUGGACAUAAAGGUACGCAAAAGCAUGCGGCGGCGACGGCGCUGCAAGCACAACCGCUUUCAGCGCGCCAAAUGCCACAGUUCACCGCGGCACAAGCAGCCGCCGCCAUGGCAGCACAGUAUCACCUGCAACAUUUGCAGCAUGAGCAGCAGCAACAUUUGGCACAACAGCAACAGCAGUUUGCGCUUAAUCGCGCGAGCACGCAGCAUGCGAAAGCGACAACAACAACAGCAACAGCGCAGGCAUCGCCAUCGUCAAGCGGAGCAGCGGCGCAUAUGCAUCUUGCGCAUGUAUCAGCGCUGCCACUAACGCUACCGCCACCGGCGUCGCAUCUGCAGCAACAACAGCAUCAUCAUCACCAUCACCACAACCAGGCGGAACAGGCGCAUGCGCAUGCGCAAUUGUGGCACGCGCGCGAUCAGCAAAACAAUUCGAAUGUGGCAAAUAGUUUGUUUUGGCAACCAUGGCGUGAACUACACCAUCACUUGUACCAACAACAACAGCAACAGCUGCAAAAAGAGGCGCGUAUUUCUUCAAAGGAACUGCCGACCGCGCGCUGGCGCCGUGAGCGACGCUCGCGCGCUUGUGAAUACCCCACUAUAGGCAGUGGCGCGGCAACUGCUGCCAGCAGCGCCUCAACCUCAAGCAGCCUCUCGCCGGCGGGCACACCACCACCGCCUGGUGUCUGCGCUGGCGGCCUAACAUCGCCGGUGAGCGCGCAUCAUCAUGUAGCGGGCUCGCUGCACAGCGGCGUACCGCCACCAAUGUCCAUUAUGAUGGCCGCGGCGAUGCGUCCACUUUGUGAAUCCACCAAUCGUCCAACUCCACCGCCUUCGAACUCCUCAGCGGCGGCUGCGGCAUAUCAUCAUCAAAGCGGUAUGGAGAGUCCCAUUGAUAUGUCAGUGUCAUCGUCAACGCUAAAGCAUCGCUCCUCACCGCCACCGCCGUAUCGCGCGCCUCUCCCAGGCUCCACAUAUGCCACCGCGCUCGCCCGUCCCAGCGUAAUUACACAAGCGCCGUCGAAACGAGAACGCGAAAGUGAACGCGAGCUGUUGGCUAAUCGUGAGAAUGAUAAUCGCAGCAAUGAAUCCGUUUCGACUUGCGAUACGGUCAUCGAUGAGCAUUUUCGCCGCUCACUGGGUCCGAACUAUGCAGCACUCUUUGGCAAAAAGUCACCCGGUCACAAUCCAGGAACACCAUCGCUACAGCCGAGCGCAGUCGCUAUGACAACAACAGCGGUCAUCAAUACGCCCACCCCCACACCACCACCAACGCAACCGCCUUUGGCACCAUCCUCAUCGUCAUCGUCACUACCACAGCUACAGCCGCAGGCACUGGUUGUGGCACACGGCUCAACGCCAGCCGCAUUGCCACCCUACCAUGCAACUGUCGUCGCGCCACAAGCGCUCAUCUCACCAAAGCCGGCAGCGGUGUUACUUUCCCCGGCCGCCAUUUACGCGGCUGCGGCUGCAGCUGCUGCUGCACCUCCGCCACCACAAAUUGAUGCUCUAUCGUCGCAUCAUGUGGAGCAUGUGAUGGCUGUCGAUUUGCCGCCACCACAACAGCAACCAUUGGCUUUGUCCACUACGCAACGCAGCAAUACGCCGCAACCAACAACACCAAAUGUUGAUGUUGGUGGUCCAGCAACGUGUUCAUUGCCGUUAUCACCAACAAACGCCUUACAAACAUCACCGCCACCACCAGCAUUCCCCGCGGUCACACUGCGCAGCCAGACAUCAAUGGAAGCACACUCAACAAGUAACUCGCGCUCACCAGUGGCAACGCCGCAACAAUCACCAAAUUCUAUAACGGCAACGCCGACAAUGGUGUCCUCUUCGACGCCCCAAACAACUACACAGACAGCAACAGCAACCGGUGGCUCUGCAACGCCGCCACCUAUAAUGCCGGCGAUUAUGCGCAUCAAAACCGAACCGGGACUGACGGCAACAAACACGCCGCCAGCUUCACCAACCUCGACCUCAUCGCCCACCAGCAUUACAGAGGUGACUGCUUCCGUGGAUGAUCACUUCGCCAAAGCGCUGGGUGACACUUGGAAGAAGUUGCAGGAGAACAAGGAGGUGCGCAAGUGAAAUACAAGGUGCCGCAGGAGGCGAAAAAGGUUUGAAUACGUAAAUGAAGAGUGAGAAGGUGUGGGCGUUGCAAAUGUGUGAGAGCAUACCAGUAAAAGAGCUGACUACAUGUGAAAAAGAAAAGCAAAAGGGAAUAAAAAAAAUGUUUGAAAAAAACCGGUACUACUGUUGCCUACCACAACUAUUAAUUAUAUUUAAUAGAAGAAAAGAACAAAUAAAAUUUAUAGAGAGAUAAUAGAAACACUGGAGUUACAACUCUACAAUACUCUACAGCGAAUUCCCAAACGUAAAAGUGAAAAUGUAUUAGAUCCUUUGAAAGAGUCUUCUAUCCUAACCUAUGACAAUUAAAAAAAUUGUGCUGUCAGCAUAAACUAUAAAAGUUAUUUCUUUGCUCUAGAGGUUUGGAGAUUAUAAGCAAAACUUUAAAUUCAAAAACAAAUAAUCAAAAUAUAAAAUAUUCAAAAAUGACGCAUAUCUAUAAACAAUUAAAAUAAAUAUACUUUAGUGAUAAAAGCUUGUGGAAAUUCUAAAACAAAGAGUACAUCAUGACAAACUCUAAGCUGCACUUACUAAUACUUUAAGGCAUAUAAGAAAUUUAAAAAAAUAGCAUCACAAGAACGACGUACUUUCUUUAGCCCAUGCAUAUUUUGAAUCGUUCAAGCAAAUGCUUUAAUUUACCACUGGAAAUGAUUCGUUCAAUUUCUUAAGUAUUAGAGAAACAUCGAAAUGCUUGUGGAAUAAACCAUAUGUUUCCUAUUUGUACAUCUUCACAUCCAAAUUAAUAGUUAUCAAAAAGUAAACAAAACCAGCUGAUCCGUACACUAAUGUAAGUUUGCUUGAAUGUCAGUUGCCAAUGCAAUACUAAAAUAAACAUUUCAUUUGGAAUAUUUUUCAGAAAUAUCAAAAUCGAUUAAACUUCUUACUUUUUUUAAUUUUUCUUCUUUUUUUCAAUUUUUUUCCAAUUGUUCUGCAUUAUAAGUUCGACUCGAUUUUAUCUAUUAACUAUUAUCAUGUCACAUACUAGAAAAUUGUUCCCUUGCGUUUCAUUAAGGUACUUUACAUACAAUCACCACUCAUAUGGAGUAAAGACAGCCGAAUGUUCGAAAAUCCUGAUAUUAGUUAUAUGCGGGCUAGGUCAAGUGUUCACCCAAUUUUAUCCAUUUUAGGCAAAAAGAUACACUGUUGUGAGUAAAACGAGCUCUCUCAAUUUUAUUAAGAUACCUCACAUAUUGGGCGAUACAUAGUAUGUGGUAUAAAGUCACCAAGAAAUUCGAAAAUCUUUAUAUUAGUUAUUUACGCGAUUCAAUCCACUUGUAGGACACAGACAUACAGUUGAAUUUUAAUUAUAAAUCUGACAUAUUGACCAAUAUUUUUGGUAAAAAGUCAAGUAUAAGUACUGAGAUUCAAAUAUUCAGUACCUAGAGGCUUGAACAGUUUUUAUUGGAUUUAGACAAUUUUAAGCCAUAAAGUGACAUACUCUAAAGGGGUUAUACCGUUAUAUGUAUUGCUUCUUGAUUUUUACACUCGGAAGGAAAGAAUCAGAUGGAAUUUAAAAUUGUGUUAUAUGGAACGUAGGCGUGGCUUUUAUCCGUUUUCGCCCAUUUUCAUACUGUAGCAUAAAAAUGGAAUGCCACAUAUCAAAUUUGAUAUGUGUUUCACCUAAAUGUGGGCGAUGCCAUACCCAACAUCCAAUUUUGACCCUGGCCCCAUUAACGACCUGUCAGUUUCAUAUCUUAAUUUAGUGCUUAGCAUUGUAUAAGUUUUCGACUAAUGGCGUUUUGUGGGCAUGGCAGUGGUACGAUUACGGCCUUUUCAUUCCCUCACGCCUUUUCCAAAGACCAUGUGCACCAAAUUUCAUUGAAAUAUCUCAAUUUUUACUCAAGUUACAGCUUGCACAGUCAGACAGACAGACGGACGGACAGACAGUUACUCGGAACUCAACUCGUCUCGUCAUCCUGACUAUUUAUAUAAUAACCUUACAUCUAUCUUGAUUAUUUUCAAGUAAUUCAUAUACAUAUGUAGGUGAACAAUAUUUAACUCUGUAGCAACAUGUUGCAAGAGUAUAAAAAUACAUAAACAAGAGCAGUAAAGAAACAGGCCUACUUUGACAUUUUAUGACUUCAGGAGCGGAUCGUUAACUUUAUUUAAAUUAUACCGCGAAUUUAAUUUAUUCACCAAAUAUAAGUAGAUAAUUUUGUUUAUAUACAAUAUCAGCAUUCCAACAGCGAGAUUUUUCAAAAAUUCAAUUCACAAAUUUUGUUAAUGCAAAAAAAUCUAUUUUUCCAGCAGUACCAAUAAAAGUGUGUGCGGUUAAUUAACCAUUAUAUAGUACAUACAUAUAUCAGACAAAUUAGUGAGAGUGAUUAUUGAAUUCGUCUAUUAGAUGCAUACAUAUGUAUGUAUCUUUUCGUCAAUUUGUAUGCAAUGUUUGUAACUCGAAACUAUUAGCAACUGCACAGUACCAAAUAUAAAUGUUUAUUGGUUAUAUUGCUACUUCCUUCAACUAAUGAGCAAUAUUUUAAAACAUUGUUUUUUACAUUUUAAUAACUUCUUGCAUUUUCGGAUUGGUUUAAAAAUAUGAAUGAUUAUUAAUUGUAUGCAGAUGCUAUAUUUCUUAUAUUACAAAUAUAAAACCACUUAGAGAAAACAAUAGUAGCAACUGACUACAAGCAUAUACCAUAUUUAAGCAAUAAAAAAUGUUGUAAACAAAUACAAAAAGAAAAACAAAAAAAAAAAAUAACUAUGACCGUACACUAAUUGAAAUUAAAUUUAAAAAUAAUAUUCAACUGGACUAAAGUACUACAAAAUUUUAUUAUAUAUAUAAUAAAAUAAAAAUAUAAAUAUAAAUAUUAAAAUUAAAAUUAAAAAUAAUUAAACAAGUAAUUAGUUAUUAAUUUAUAAAAAAUAAUUAAUUAAAAAAUAUUAAUAAAUUUAUAAGCAAGAAAAGUAACUGUAUAAAGAUCUCAUUGAAUGCAACUUUUGUGAACAAUUUAAUAAACGCAGAUUUUACGUAAUUAUUACUAACACUAACACAAUGGCUUGCAAAAAAGCAUUAAAAACUUAAUAAAAUUGUAUUUACAUGUUUGUAUGCAUACAUAUGUAUGUACAUAUAUGUAUAUGCGUACAAUAUAAACUCAUAUUCGUUUCAAUUUUAGUUUUAUUGUAUAAGCUGGUAUGGUGAUUUAUUUGAAAAAUUAUUAUACUAUUAUUUCUCGAUAUACUUUAGGAUUAUGUAGAUUUACGGAGAAAACAAAGUUAAUAUUACAAAUGUGCAUAACGUCACGUUAAUUAUUUCUUAAGCAGAACCAAAAGAAAACAAUACAAAUACGUGCAUAAAUAUUAAAAAUUAAAUAAAUUAAAACAACAGAUACGUGUACUAAAUAAUAAAUAUAAUUAUAAAAAUAUCUAUGUAACACAACUACCGUUUCUGCAAUUGAUGCACAUUUACUUUUUCUCACAUUUCAAAAUUAAAGGUAUACGUAGUACUGAAUGUAUGUAAAUAAAUAAAUUAUAGUUGUUACUAAUAUGAGUAUUUCUUAACUUACAAAAUAUUUUAUAUCGAAAUAAAAAUAAAAUAAAAACUGCUUAAUAACUUCACAUAAUAUAUAACUGCAUAUACAUAUGCGUUUGUGUAUGUUUAAUUAAGAAUAUAUACAUUUUAAUUUUGCUAACAAAUAACUUUCUGCAAAUAUGAAAACAGUUUGAGUUUAUAUAAACAUUUUUUAUGUGUGAAAAUAAAUAUUAAAUAAUAUCUUAAUAAGAUGAUCUACAA
Bactrocera neohumeralis is the source of this 6969-nucleotide messenger RNA. It is a transcript of the gene Tgi, whose product is annotated as proline-rich protein 36. The record is from RefSeq and is a predicted model, not a curated record. Lineage: Eukaryota; Metazoa; Arthropoda; Insecta; Diptera; Tephritidae. Gene Ontology annotation, biological process: regulation of DNA-templated transcription. The transcript is spliced from 4 exons. Bases 738 to 3197 code for a protein of 819 amino acids.